CCGGGGCGCCCUUGAAAUAAGCGGCGGCGGCGGGUCCGGCUCCCGCAGCGCCCCGGUCCCGGCACCACCAUGGGUGGCAAGAAGGUUUGCGUCGUGGGCUCCGGCAACUGGGGUUCUGCCAUCGCCAAGAUCGUCGGAGCCAACGCGGCUCGGCUGAGCGGCUUCGAGAGCCAGGUGAACAUGUGGGUGCUGCAGGAGGAGGUGGGCGGCCGGCGCCUCACCGACAUCAUCAACGCCGAGCACGAGAACGUCAAGUACCUGCCCGGGCACAAACUGCCCCCCAAUGUGGUGGCAGAGCCGGACCUGCUCAAAGCCUGCGCCGGGGCCGACGUGCUCCUGUUCGUGGUGCCCCACCAGUUCAUCGGCGGCGUCUGCGACCAGCUCAAGGGCCACGUGAAGAAAGAGGCCGUGGGGAUGUCGCUCAUCAAGGGCGUGGACGAAGGACCAGACGGGCUGAGGCUGAUCUCGGACAUCAUCCAUGAGAAACUGGGGAUAGAGAUGACCGUGCUCAUGGGGGCCAACAUUGCCAACGAGGUGGCAGAUGAGAAGUUCUGUGAGACCACCAUCGGCUGCAAGAACGUGAAGCACGGGCAGAUGCUGAAGGAGCUGAUGCAGACCCCCAACUUCCGAGUGUCGGUGGUGCAGGAAGCCGACACCGUGGAGAUCUGUGGGGCUCUCAAGAACGUGGUGGCCGUGGGAGCCGGUUUCUGCGACGGGCUGGGCUACGGCGACAACACCAAGGCCGCCGUGAUCCGCCUGGGGCUGAUGGAGAUGAUUGGCUUCGCCAAACUCUUCUGCAAGGGCCCCGUCACCCCCUCCACCUUCCUGGAGAGCUGCGGGGUCGCCGACCUCAUCACCACCUGCUACGGGGGCCGCAACCGCAAGGUCGCCGAGGCCUUCGCCAAGACGGGGAAGUCCAUCGAGCAGCUGGAGAAGGAGAUGCUGAACGGGCAGAAGCUGCAGGGCCCCCAGACGUCUGCUGAGCUGCAUCGGAUCCUCAAGAGCAAGAACGUGGUGGAGAAGUUCCCCCUCUUCACCGCCGUGUACCAGAUCUGCUACGAGGGCAAACCUGUCGCUGACUUCAUCAAGUGUCUCCAGAACCACCCUGAGCACAUGUAGAGGGGCUCUGAGACACGCAGAGACUCCUGCCCACACCAGCCCGACCUGCUGCCACAGCUUUGUGCGGAGUCCGGGUCUCCUGGGAGCCUUGGCAGGGCGCUGGAAGGGCAGAGGGUCCCUUCCCCAGCCCUGGGCGCUGCCAGCCUGAGCCUGGCACAGAGGUACCUGCUGACCUCCCUCUCUCUGUGAAGGGCUCGUUUAGUUUCUGCUGCUCUCUAAGGUCUGCCCCGAGCGGGACUGAGCAUCUUCCUCCUUCCACUUCCUCCUGCCGUGAUGGAUUCAGCUCUGGGAAGGACUCUGUCGUGGUUGAUACGGGCUGGGAGGACAAACAGUGCCCCAAGUCCUCCUUCUUAGCCCCACGGGGCUGCUCUGGGUGACACCAGCCCUUCCCUGCCUGCUGCUGCUGCUGCUUUUGGCUUCCCUGCCUGGUGGAGAGGGCACAA
Messenger RNA from Neopelma chrysocephalum (saffron-crested tyrant-manakin), 1562 nucleotides. It is a transcript of the gene GPD1, whose product is annotated as glycerol-3-phosphate dehydrogenase 1. Gene Ontology annotation, cellular component: cytosol; glycerol-3-phosphate dehydrogenase (FAD) complex. Gene Ontology annotation, biological process: carbohydrate metabolic process; glycerol-3-phosphate catabolic process. The transcript has 8 exons. The record is from RefSeq and is a predicted model, not a curated record. Lineage: Eukaryota; Metazoa; Chordata; Aves; Passeriformes; Pipridae. Gene Ontology annotation, molecular function: protein homodimerization activity; NAD binding; glycerol-3-phosphate dehydrogenase [NAD(P)+] activity. Bases 70 to 1119 code for a protein of 349 amino acids.